Messenger RNA from Ostrea edulis (European flat oyster), 1771 nucleotides. RefSeq names its product lipase maturation factor 1-like. The record is from RefSeq and is a predicted model, not a curated record. Bases 11 to 1705 code for a protein of 564 amino acids. Lineage: Eukaryota; Metazoa; Mollusca; Bivalvia; Ostreida; Ostreidae. Gene Ontology annotation, cellular component: endoplasmic reticulum membrane. Gene Ontology annotation, biological process: protein maturation. The transcript is spliced from 11 exons.
UGAGACCAAGAUGGCCGGCGAUGAGGCUGGUUUGAGAAAACGAAAAAGAUCUAAUGUUGAAAUCUCAUCUCCAGAGAAAGACCCAAAAGAGACAGAGAAGGAGAAUGACAAAGAGAAGGGGAGACCCCUAAAAACAAAUACCUAUUGGCUGACACGUGUUGUUUUAUUGCGCUAUAUCGGUUUUAUAUACUUCGUAGCAUUCCUCGUAGCAUUUCAUCAAAACAAAGAACUAUGUGGCCGUCACGGUCUCAUUCCAGCCCAGAAGUUUUUAAAAAGAAUUCAUCAAGAAACUAAAGGUGUCAACAUGGAGACCUUCACCAGAGUUCCCAGUUUGAUUUGGUUAAUUGAUUACAAGAAGAACCUGGACAAGUUUCUGGAUUAUACAGCCUAUGUUGGACUGGCUCUGUCCGUGGUUGUCGUUGUGGUGGGCAGUGCCAACUGUUUCAUCAUGCUGAGUCUGUGGGCUCUUUAUCAUUCCAUUGUAAAUGUUGGCAGCACCUGGUAUGGCUUUGGCUGGGAAUCACAAAUAUUGGAGACAGGAUUUCUUGCGACUUUUCUAUGUCCGGUCUGGAACAUUCAUCCGAUACCAAGGAACACGCCCACAUCUAAAGUCGUCAUCUGGGGAUAUAGAUGGCUCAUUUUCCGAAUUAUGAUUGGCGCCGGGCUCAUAAAGAUUCGUGGGGAUCAGUGUUGGAGGGAUUUAACAUGCAUGAAUUAUCACUAUGAGACACAGCCAGUUCCUAACCCAAUCAGUUACUACAUGCAUCAGUCUCCCGAGAUCUUUCACAAGUUUGAGACUCUGACAAACCACUUUGUGGAGUUGGUGGCUCCGUGGUUCCUUAUCGGACCCCGUAGAUUGUGUAUGAUAGGUGGGGGUAUUCAGAUCUUUUUUCAGGUUGUGUUGAUAAUCAGUGGGAACUUGAGUUUCCUGAACUGGCUGACCAUCGUACCAAGUUUGGCUUGUUUUGAUGAUGCCAGCUUGUCCUGGAUGUUUUCCAAUAAACCCAACUCUAUCAGGGAUCAAGUGUAUGAUCUACAACACAAAGAACCCCCGACAUUAAAAGUGGGUAGCUAUAUAAGGCGAGUGUUCAACAUCAGUCUAGGUUGUCUGAUAGCUUAUCUCAGUAUCCCGGUGAUUCAGAACCUCCUCUCACCUCGACAGGCCAUGAACACUUCAUUUGAUCCCCUCAGACUCGUCAACACAUAUGGUGCUUUUGGAAGUGUCACCAAAGAGAGAACUGAAGUCAUUUUCCAGGGAACUUAUGACAAACCCCAUGAACCAAGUGCACGCUGGGAAGAAUAUCAUUUCAAGUGCAAGCCUGGAAACAUUACAAGUCGACCGUGUCUCAUUUCUCCCUAUCACUACCGGCUAGACUGGUUGUUGUGGUUCGCUGCUUUUCAGAAUUACCAGUAUAACCCCUGGCUAGUCCAUCUGGCGGUCAAGCUGAUGUCCAACGACCCUGGUGCAGAAUCUCUCAUUGCUCACAAUCCAUUCCAUAACAGAGACCCACCAAAAUACAUAAGAGUAGAGCAUUAUAGGUAUGUCUUUACAAAAAUGGGCAGCAAGGAUGCCAAACUUGGCCGCUGGUGGAAGAGGAGACACAUUGGAAAUUAUCUCCCGCCAAUAUCUCUGGACUCCGUCAAAGAUUUCAUGAAAAAUAUGGAUUAUGAAUAUCCCAGGAUACGAAGAAGGAGGAAACUAUGAUCUCAAUUUGCUUCUGUGGCAUCAACUUUUGUUCCCUACUGUCCAAUAAAUCAUGUUAGUCUUGGA